GCACUGGGGCGGGCCGCUCGCUCGCUCGCUCGGACAAGUGGCAGCGACGCCGCCGCCACCGCCGCGUCCGCACUGCCCCCCAACCCCAGCCCCAGCCCUGCGGGUCUGUUUAAAAUACUCCCACACAAACUAUUCAUUUUGUUGUCGGGAGACACACAACAACAACAAAAACAUUUAAAACGCUAAACCGACCCUUUUUUUUUUCCCCCCCCUCUCCUCCCUCAUCCUUACCAUUUCCACCCUUUCCAUUUUACAUCUUUAAAAAAAACCCCAACAACCCGAUCGGGGCGGGAGGUUGGUUGUUCACCGGAGAAGCGGCAGCAACGUCGACGGCUCUAAGAUGUCGCAGUUCGUGGAUAAUUUCUGGGGAGAGAAGAACAAUGGCUUUGAUGUUCUUUACCAUAAUAUGAAACAUGGUCAAAUAUCAACAAAGGAUUUGGCAGACUUCAUACGAGAGAGUGUCACAAUAGAAGAUACUUAUUCAAGGUCCAUGACCAAAUUAGCCAAAACAACAAGCAAUAACAGUCAGUUGGGAACAUUUGCACCAGUAUGGGAUGUUUUAAAAUUGUCAACGGAGAAACUAGCCAGUAGCCAUUUAGAUCUUGUACGAAAACUACAAGAAUUAAUUAAAGAAGUACAGAAAUAUGGAGAUGAACAGACCAAGGCACAUAAAAAGACAAAGGAAGAGGUGUCAAGCACUUUGGAUGCUGUACAGAAUAUUCAGAGUAUCACUCAAACAUUGCAAAAAUCUAAGGAAAAUUACAGUGCCAAAUGUUUUGAGUACGAAAAGUUAAAAAAGGAAGGAGCAACACAGAAAGAAAUAGAAAAGGCAAUUGUCAAAUCUAAAAAAGCUACAGAAACCUAUAAAUUAUAUGUGGAAAAAUAUGCAGUGGCCAGAACAGAUUUUGAACAAAAAUUGACAGAAACCUCAAGGAAAUUUCAGGAAAUUGAAGAAGCUCAUCUUAAGCACAUGAAAGAAAUAUUGAGUUGUUUCACACAAUCUAUAGAAGAAACUCAUAUACAGAUUGGUCAGGUACAUGAGGAGUUAGUGCAAAAUAUUGAGAAUACUACAGUUGAAAGUUUGAUACAGAGGUUUUCUGAAACAAAAGGCACUGGUAAAGACAGACCUGGUUCUGUUGAAUUUGAAGAAUGUAACGUAACCAAUGCUUUAGAAGUGGUGAAGAAGUCCAGAAGGAAAACUCUUGGAAUACCUGGACGAAAGAAAAGAGACAAAGAUACGGAUUCAGUGGAAUCUCCAGAUGCUGAUUCAGUUAAUAUACCAGAGGUGGACGAGGAAGGUUUCUGUAUCAAGCCAGAAGCGAAUCAAACUAAUGCCAAAGAAAAUAAUUUCUAUUCAUCAAGCGACUCGGGCUCUGAUGAUGACGAACCCAAAAAGUUCCACGUGCAAAUUAAGCCCAUGCAACCUAGUAAUGAUACUAACCACACAUUAGAAGAGUUGAAAGCUUCCAUCGGGAAUAUCACACUUUCUCCCUCCCCAUCCAGGCAUAGUCCGAUCGCAAUGAAGAGAAAUUCAUCGAGUGAAGAGCUGAUGCGAUCAAGAUCACACGUUCCAUCUGAGGCCAAAAGGGUCAACAGUGACUUGUUUUCAUUGGAUCCAUUGUUUGGACCCCCACUUGAUUCCUCGUCUUCAUCCACAUCAACAACUUCAUCAGCUUUCCCUUUCCUUCCAGUAAGUAACACUUCUGAAGUACACACGUUUUUAACUUCAGCUGAAUUAACAUGGCAUGAAGGGAGUUCAACUUUCUCGAGCCCUAAUUCACCAUGGGGUGUAGAAUAUGAGUCCUCAGUGAAGCACCAGUCAAGCUGUGAGUCUAAGAGUCCUAGUCCUGGUUCAGGUUUUAGUGUAGCAGCAAUUUUAGAGACCUUAAAUGGCCACACUGUCAUUCCUACUUCACGGACUCAGUGGAUUUCAUUUAAUGAUGAGCUAAAUUCAAGCAGACCUUUAAACUUAUUGAAGGAACCAACACAUAUUAAAGCUCCAUCAAACUCCAAUCCUCCUGUGGCCUCCUUUCAGUUGUCGUCUUCCAACAGCACUUUUGAUGACCAAAGUGACCUUCAGAAUGAUUUUACAGGCAACAAGAAACUACCUAUUGAAGAGAAUGACACUGGAAGUUUUCCCUCCUCUGCAUCUCAACCUGUGGAUGUUAGUUUAACGCCUGUGGUUGCACAUUUAAAUAAUGUAUCGCCGCCAGCAAGACCCACUACUCCACACAAUACAAGUAUGAUUGUGCCACCACCGCGUCCUACUUCCAGACCAAAGCUUUCAGCGACAAAAUUGGGUGGAAUUAAUGAAAUAUCCAGAUCAUUCAGUCCUACUUCUUUGUCCACGACCAGUCCACCACCUAUAGCCCCACUGGCACGUGCUGAAAGUACAUCCUCAAUUGGGUCCUCGGCUUCUCUAAGUACAACAACCACACCAACAGUUGUCUCAGAGCUUUUACGUAUGAAUUUUGCAGUUGGAGGUCACGUGUCUGAUGGUGAUGUGUUCACUGGGAAGCUUCCUUCAUUUGAGAAACGCAGUGAGACGCCUGCAGGUACUUCUCGUGGACCCAGUCCUAUAACUCUUGGGUCACAAGAUUCCUUACCAGUUGCAACUGCGUUUACUGAAUCAGUUAAUGCUUACUUCAAGGGAGCAGACCCAUCAAAGUGCAUAGUUAAAAUCACUGGGGAUAUGACCAUGUCCUUUCCAAGUGGCAUAAUUAAAGUUUUUACCAGCAAUCCAUCACCCGCUGUGCUAAGCUUCAGGAUACGGAACACCAGCAAAUUUGAGCAAAUUCUUCCAAAUGCACAGCUUGUGUAUAGUGAUCCAUCACAGUGCGACUCCAACACAAAGGACUUUUGGAUGAACAUGCAAACGCUCACUGCCUACCUCAAGAAACUGGCUGAACAGAAUCCAUCUUCUUCCUACUAUAAUGUGGAUAUCAUGAAAUAUCAGGUGUCCUCAAAUGGUAUUCAGUCAACACCACUAAACUUAGCUACCUACUGGAAGUGCAGUCUUACCACUACAGAUAUUCGAGUAGACUACAAGUAUAACCCUGAGGCAAUGGUAGCUCCCUCUGUACUAUCAAAUGUCCAGAUUUUGAUGCCAGUUGAUGGUGGAGUCACCUGCAUGCAGUCACUGCCUACUGCCACCUGGAAUCCAGAACAGAAGAAGGCCUUAUGGAAACUGCCUGAAAUUUCAGAGAAGUCAGAGAAUGGAGGUUCUGGGUCUCUCCGAGCCAAAUUUGACAUUUCUGAAGGUCCUACAAAACCAUCAACACUUGCAGUCCAAUUUGUCAGUGAAGGUUCCACACUGUCAGGAGCAGAUGUGGAACUUGUAGGCACGGGCUACAGACUUUCUUUGAUAAAGAAGAGAUUUGCUACAGGUCGGUACAUGGCAGACUGCUGACAUUUCCAUCAGUAAAUUUUGUCUCACUGAAGACAUGGCAUUUGUUUUGAUGGUACAUUUAUACUUGCCUUCAGUCACAAACUGCAAGGCACGCAUGAGAAAAAUGAUGGACAAAGAAUAUUUUCAAGAAUAUGAAAAAAAAUUAUAUUCUGCCUUCUGCCUUUUUUGGUAAUUGUUUUGAGGAAAUUCUUACUACACAAUUUUAAAUGCACUUUCUUUUAGAAAAAAACAUCAUAUUGGGGAGAAUAAGUUGUAUUUUUAUUAUGUUAAAUUAGCACUGAUGUGAUUUUCAACACUGUUUAAUUUUUUUGAAACCUGCAAUAUUCAGGAAAUUUUAAAUAAAUGUUUUUGAAGACAUGAUUUUAUUUAGACUUUAAUGAAGUCAAACCAGUGAUCAGUAGCUAUGCUGAAAAUGUAAAAAUGUAUAAUGUAUAUCAAACAGUUAUAAAUAUAUACAAUGGAAGAGCCAGCAUUAACCAUUUGCCUUCACUUUGCUUCUACACUAAGCUGAAAACUUUACAAAUUACAAAGUUGUGCUAAUUGUAAAAUUAGCUAAUGCAAAAAAAUCUGUUGGCAGAUCAUUAGCAGAUAUACAAGUUGUACUUGUGAACCUGAACAGGUUUACAACCUGUAUGAUUCUGUUGUUUCUUGUGCCAUACAAACAAAUAUUUUCUGAGGACGAUAUUGGUCAGCCUAAAUGGAUGAUAUUUUAUUAUUUUAAUUCUCACAAUUGGUAAGUGAGUUCACAAGUGCUUUUGAGAUACUAUUUCACACAAGUGAACAACCACCUUGGAACUAUUGUUGUAUGGUCACACUGUUCUUGAUAGCCUUUCAAUUAACUCUGGAACACUGCUGCAGACCAUUUAGUGAUUCAUGCAUAAUCUACCCUUUCAUUACAAAGUAAUGAAUACCGCUGGGUAAAUUAAAUGCAGUUACUUCUGUUUACAGUGUAAUUAAUGAUCAUAUUCCUGCACAGUGGAAUUAUCACUAAUCACUGUAAAAUUAAAAUGAUCUACCAUUCAUUGGAAUAAGUGCCAUCUCCUUCUGUGAACUUAAAACUGUUAGUAAACAUGCAAUAAAACAACUGUCUAAAGGGCAGAAAGAAUUGACAUAGUCGGACAAUUGGGAAUUUAGGUACUGGUCUACAGUUUCACAUGGUAGAUAUUUUUGGGUGCAGCAUUGGGCGUGGUAUUAUGUUUUUUGUUAAACUGGGAGUGCCUGGAAUUUGUCUUCUUCAAAUGUACUUGUAUUAUUUCAGAAUUUAAAUAAAUGGCAUCUAGAGUUUCACCAAGUCACCUGGUCAAGCAAAACUGGAAGUGUUUUUCUAUCUUGUAGUGUUUCAGGUCAGAUUAUUUUGCUUUAAAUAGAUAAAAUCCUUUAACUAUCCCAUUGCCAAAAAUUAACAGUUCACAUGCUAAUAUAGCAUAGAUAUAUUUUAUCAAGGCUAUCGUUAAAAAUAAAAUGUGCCUCUAUUGUGCCUGUUUGGUUUUCACAAUGAAAAAUUAUUAUCUAAAAACAUUUGUAUCUAUAAACAUUGCAAUCAUUUGUAUAUAAUUAUACUCAAAAUACUUAGAUUCUUUUAUAUUUGGAUUUAGAAGGGAAAUGGAUAUAACACAUCUACAUUCUUGGAUAAAUAAUCUUUUGAAUAUUUUAUUCCUUUUGCUAGGCAAUUUGUAAUAAAAUGCAGCCAUUGUAAUUGGAAACAUUUGUUUAAUAUUUUAUAAGAUACUCAUGUUCUUCGUCUGAUAAAUAAUGCAUCUACUGUUGAACAAGUGACUUGCCUUAGUGCCUCAUGUUGGCAAAGUCACGACAUUGUCACCAUGAGCAUGGUCAACUUCAAAACUCAACAUAAAAUCAGCAAUAUAUAGUAAAGAUAUUUAGUUUGCCUUUGUUUAAAUUGUUGGGCCAGAAUAUGGACUCUAUAGUACAUAAAAAUCACAGGUAUCAUUAUUUGUCUUUUUUUAGAGUAAUAAUGCUUCCUAAAAAGUUAUAUAAUUUCAUUUAUAAUUUUUUACAAAGUGCAGGGCUGGUGACGUACUGUGACACAUACCUAACAUUUCUUUAUAGAACUUUCUGUGUUAUUUUAAUGAUUUUUUUAAAACUGUGGCGGAGGUGCACUUGCUAAAUUUGAAUGUUGUUUGGCAGGAAUGUAUUUGUAAUAAUUUUUUAUGUUGUCUUGUUCAGAAAAUAUGUAUAAAUCUUUUAUGUAGCAGACGUUUUUAUAAUCUUGACAGCGUCACAUGUAAAAUCUGCAUGGAAUACUAAGAAUAAGAGAUUAACAGCUAUAUGGUUAACUGUUGCAUUAAUUUGAACUAACAUGUUUAUCUAGAGCAUUUUAAUAAUAGAGUGUGGGGGGGGGGAAAGGCUAACACUUUGUGAUUUAACAAAUCCAAUUCAAAAAUUACUGAUCAGUUAUGGAGUACGACAAAAAGUCAGCUAUUGUAAAAAUUACACUACACAACUCUCUGCCUGUAACUCUUCUAACAACUUAUUGACCUGGCAAUCUCAAAACAAACAGUCGAGAAAAGUUUCAGUUCCAAUUCUUACACAAUGCAUUGUUAAUCUGUCAAAGGAAGGGCAGCAUCUUUGAUUAAUGCAAUCGGGUUUGGAUCAAUUGAUUAGCAACGAACAAACUAGCCAAUUGCAGUCUAGAAGUGUACACAUGUUAUUUUUGGAUGAACAAGGGCUUGGGAUUUACUGUGAUGUCCUUUUGUUUGAAAAACUCACCCGCUCUGUCCAGGAUCAUAUAUUUAAGUAUGCUUACUUUAAUUAGAUGUCAGAAAACCAGCGGCAGCUAUUUCAAAUUACAAUCCAGCACAAAUUCCUGCCUUUUGCAGAGAAAGGGGAAAAUAUCAAACAAUAAAAGGGCCAAAAUGUGUAGGAAGGAACUGCAGAUGCUGGUAUAUAUCGAUGAUGGACACAAAGUGCUGGAGUAACUCAGCGGGGGAGGCAACAUCUCUGGAGAAAAAGAAUGGGUAAUGUUUCUCAGAAAGGUUUUAUUUUUGUGUGCAGUACCUUGCAAGUUACCAUAGAAAGGUUGAUUGAUGAGUUUUAGAUAACAGACUAGAGUUAAUAAAACAAUAAUGGAAUGUUAACCAGUAUUAAUGUCCAAACCACCCAAUAAUUUUACGUUAACAUAUUCAACACAAGUUCUAAGUCUCCAGAACUUGCUGUUCAAUAUUGUUAAUGCAUAGAGCAUUUUCUCCUUGUUACCUAUAAUUCCUAAGAAUUUACUGGAUUUUAAAUAAACUAACCACAGAAUAUAUCCCAGUGAGUUAAAUUUUAUUAUUAAUCGGUGAAAGUAUUGCCAACAAAAUAAUUGUUGAUGACCGUCAAUCAACCACUUUGAUCCGAAACAGAAAACGUGAGAUUAUGACUUUUUUCACCCCUUUUCAUUUCCUCUUGCUCAAAAUACAAUCUUGUUCUCUCUUUCCACUUCUCUUUCCAGAGCUCAAAUUUAAUUUAUUUCGUACACAAUCCUUUAAUCACAUCAAUGAAGUUAAUACAUUACCUUACAACUCAAGCCUUGUGCUGCCUGCCCUAUUUCUACAAGUUCAGAUCCAGUCAGUUUAUAAAUUCAAGUAUUUUCCAAGCAAAUGAAUGUUUCCAAAAGUAGAUCAAUUAUGAUUGUUUUUAUAGGUUUGAAAUAUUCCCAUGAAAGAUGCUUGUUUGUAAUUAUAAAUACAUACAUUUUUAAAAAUCUAAAAAAAAAUCAGCUUUCCAGCAACUGAGGAUAAAUCUAACUUGUGGUAUAGAAAUAAAGGAAGUAAGAAAGACUUGCAUCUAUAGAGUCACAGAUAAUGCCAGAAAUACUCAGCAGGUUAGGCAACACAGAGAAAAUCAAAAGUCACAUUUUCAGGUCAAUAAUCAUAAGUUCAUAAGUUGUAGGAAGGAACUGUAGAUACUGUAGAAAAUAGACACAAAAUGCUGGAGUAAUUCAGCGGGACAUGCAAAAUCUCUGGAAAGAAGGAAUGGGUGACGUUUUGGGUCAACACCCUUCUUCAGACUGAGCUCAUAAGUGAUGGGAGCAGAAUUGGGCCAUUUGGCCCAUCGAGUCUACUCCGCCAUUCAAUCAGGGUUGAUCUACUUUUCCUCCUCACCCCCAUUCUCCUGCCUUCUCUCCUUGAGGACAGUCCCACAAACAUAUUUUUUGUUAAAAAAUAGAUAUUCAAUUUCAGUAAAUGAAAAUUAAAAACUGCAAAAAUGCUGCAAAUAAAACCAAAAAUGCUGGAAAUGAAACAGAAAAUGCUAGAAGCAAUGAGCCAUCAGGCAGCAUUUGUGGGAAGAGAAUCAGAAUUAAUCGUGAGUUUGAAGACCCAUUGUUAAAACUGCUGAACAUUUCUGGCAUUUUCUGUUUUAAUUUAUAAUCUACUCCAGUGAUUAUGGUUGAAGAUAUAGAUUAGUACAACAACUUUAGAAUUUCAGUGCUCUUCUAACCCAGUGGCAAUCUUACUCCUACUCAGCCACAGUUGGUCUAAUUCAUAUUCUGUUUUGGAGGUAACCAGCCAAAGUCGUGCUUGGUCAGUGCAGUGGAUUUUAUGGAGUAGCUGGACAAGGAGAACAUAAAUGCUCAGUGGAACUGUCAAAAUUCUUGCUUCUGACUGAGGUUUUUUUCAACACAGAAUCUUAAUGCGUUGAUGAUGGGUGCAGACGAUUCUAGCUUUCGUUGAAGGGCAUAACUUACCUUCACUUAGAGUCUAUUGCCUAACUUAUUUGCAAAGAAUACGUGGUCUAAAGAACGAUUGUGAUACUCACAUCAAAGUUUGUUUUGCUUGUAGGCAAGUUUGAGUUGUUUAAUUUACUACAAUCGACUACCCAGCGAGUAGAUAAUUUCUGGAAUUCUCUAACAAAGAGGGUUGUUGAAGCUCAUUGCUCAAUGUUUUCACAACUAAAAUCAAUACAUUUGUAGAUAAAUGUUGAGGGAAUCAAGUGAUUAUGGGGUUGAUACAGGAAAGUGAUGACCUAAUUGAAAGGCAGAGUUGAGCACAAGAGUCUAAAUUGCCUCCACUUGCUCUGAUUUCUUGUGUGAUCUUUGCUGUAUGAUUAGGUCAAGAAUGGGUAAUGGUAGAAAAAAAUAGGUUUGUGCCGAUGCUUAUUUCAUGAAGUAAGAUCAUCUACUAAACAUCCUGCCUGAUACAGAUCUGAUAUAUUAUCCACUCAUCACAGAUAAUUGAAUCACGUGUAAAUGUGAAUAUUUAUUUGAAAUAUGUUCAGAAUAAUAUUUGCCCCAUUCCCUUCAAUAGUACAUUGUUAAAAAGGCUAUUGCAGAAAUAAAUGGUAUGCAUUCAGAAGCAUGUUAGAAUUAAAAUUAGAUGAUUACAUGGUACACAUUUGGGAACAACUUGCUGGCUAACAUACAAAUGCUCAAUAAUGUAAAGAUGGAAGUUAUUUCAUCCGAUAGUAAGAAAAAGAAUAUGGAGCAGAAUUAUUUCUUUUUUGACCUAACGCUGGGUCAUUUUAAUCUAAAAUGACUCGGCAUAAGAUAUGAUUAGGUCUUUGGUGCCUGGUUCACAUCCAUUCAAGCAUGUUGCUUAAUACACAUAGAAGUCAUUGGGAGACACAAGAGACUGCAGAGGCUGGGAUCUGGAGUAACAAACAAUCUGCCGGAGGAAUUAAUUCAGCAGGUCGAGCAGAAUCUGUUGGGGGAAAGGAAUUAUCCAUGUUUCAACUUGAAAUCGUACAUCAGGACUUGUAUACCUCCAGUAGAUUAUUUGUUGCUUCAGAAGCCACUGGAAUUGCACAGUGACCUCAAAUAUCUCACCCGACAUGUUUUAGAUCAUUUUUGCAAAAUAUAUUUGCAAAUCUGAUACAAAUGGCAGGAGCCAUUCAUUCAUAGGCAGGUGUUAACUGGUGAACUUGAACUGGUUUCUGCUAAAUAUUCUAAGCUUUAACUAGUCUGACCAAGCAGUUUGUCCAGUAUGGCCAUGAAGAGUGUUAUAUGUUUGCUCACAAACCAUCUGACCAACCGAAUACAUGUAAUCUCUGAUUACAUGACCAACUACCACAUCCCAAAUCACCACCUGCUAUUCACCUGCUAUCUUUUCUAAGCCCAGCCUCAGUUAUCCAUCAUAUCUGACCCUUUCCAUCCUCCCAUGCUUCGCAGGUUACCUGGUCUGCUUCACAGCAAUAAGCAGGUGAGAAAUGUACUUGCAUUGGCCUUACGCACAAAAAACAUUAGCAUUGAUUUAACUGGGCACAAUGGGCCAGCCUCUAUUGUUCUUUCUGUUCAAUUCUAUUGAUUAAAGAUAAAACCAGCUGUGAAGGCAAUUGAUAAAAGGAACCUGAAUUUUCAGUUUUGCCAAUGAUAUGUAAACAUUUAUAAUUGGAAUUCUUGUCCAUUCCUCAAUGCGCAGUUUUAUUAAACCAUCUAUGCACAUUAAUUAUAUGAAUACAAGUCAGACAUAACUAAUAAGCUGAAUGAACGUACUGUAAGUGGAGUUAUAUGUAGGCAUUGGAGAUCAGUAAUGCUAUUUAAAAGCUAUUUGAAUGAAACGACAAUAAAUGUAUCCGAUACCUAUAAUCUCUUGUUUUUCAUAUUUAGCAAGCUGGUUCUUGCUUCCUUACGCAGUGGUAGCCUUUUUAAGCUCCCUUUUGCUCAUUUUAACAAGUUUGUGAACUCUUCUAAGAAUUGAGUUUUAAUAAAAAUACAAAUUAUUUCUGAUUUUCAUAAUGCAAAGUCUAUGAAUGUAUCUUGUUUCUUUUAAAUCUUCUAAUAAAUGCAUAAUAUAUAUACA
Molecule: messenger RNA, 10143 nt
Organism: Leucoraja erinaceus (little skate)
Lineage: Eukaryota; Metazoa; Chordata; Chondrichthyes; Rajiformes; Rajidae
Gene: fcho2
Product: FCH and mu domain containing endocytic adaptor 2
Exons: 30
Coding region: 341-3409 (1022 amino acids)
Biological process (GO): clathrin coat assembly; clathrin-dependent endocytosis; synaptic vesicle endocytosis
Cellular component (GO): clathrin-coated pit; plasma membrane; cytoplasm
Source: RefSeq, a predicted model, not a curated record